This is a messenger RNA of Terrapene triunguis (Three-toed box turtle), 966 nucleotides long. RefSeq names its product brain abundant membrane attached signal protein 1 (gene BASP1). Bases 210 to 947 code for a protein of 245 amino acids. The transcript has 2 exons. Gene Ontology annotation, cellular component: nucleus; cytoplasm. The record is from RefSeq and is a predicted model, not a curated record. Gene Ontology annotation, molecular function: transcription corepressor activity; transcription cis-regulatory region binding. Gene Ontology annotation, biological process: negative regulation of DNA-templated transcription. NCBI's taxonomy places the organism in Eukaryota, Metazoa, Chordata, Testudines, Emydidae.
UGCAGAGGCAGCAGCAGCAGUAGCAGCGGCGGCGGCAUUGCUCCAACAAGCACUAGUCACUCCAGUCCCAGCAAGCGAGCAGGGGAGAGCCACACACCAACUCAGCCCAAGCCAAGCGGGCGCUAGGCUACCUAGGACUCUCCCUGUGACACCAGAGCACACAAACACACAAAGAGGGAGAGAGGAAAAUAUAAAAAAGAACUCCAAACAUGGGAGGCAAACUUAGCAAGAAGAAGAAGGGGUACAAUGUGAAUGACGAAAAAGCUAAAGACAAGGACAAGAAGGCUGAGGGAGCAGCUACUGAGGAAGAGGAGACUCCAAAACAGAAUGAGGAUGCCCAGCAAACCACAGAGACCGCAGAAGUGAAGGAGAACAACAAGGAGGAGAAGGGUGAUAAAGAGUCUCAGGUUGCUGCCAAUAAGACAGAAGACAAAGAAGGGGAAAAAGAAAAAGCCGUGAGCCAGGAAGAAGUCCAGAAAUCUGAACCAGAGAAGCCAGAGGCCGUUGUCGACGCAAAAGUGGAGCCACAGAAGAACAAUGAACAACUGGCACCUAAGCAAGAGGAACAGACUUCAGCCUCUGCUCCUGCUGCCAGUAGUGAAGCACCUAAAACUUCUGAGCCCAGCAAUGAUGCAAAAGUUUCCCAGCCUUCAGAAGCCACAGCUACUAGUAAAGCAGAUGACAAGAGCAAAGAGGAAGGGGAAGCCAAAAAGACUGAGGCUCCCGCAGCACCUGCAGCGCAAGAAACUAAAAGUGAUGUGGCCCCAGCUUCAGACUCAAAACCUAGCAGCAGCGAGGCUGCACCUUCUUCCAAGGAGACCCCGGCAGCAACAGAAGCACCUAGUUCUACUCCCAAGGCUUCAGCGCCUGCAGCCCCACCAGAGGAAGCGAAAUCUUCUGAAGUUCCAGCGACUAAUUCGGAUCAAACCAUAGCAGUGCAAGAUUAAAUUGGACAGCCUGUUGAAA